Messenger RNA from Acyrthosiphon pisum (pea aphid), 3166 nucleotides. RefSeq lists its product as uncharacterized. Gene Ontology annotation, cellular component: transcription regulator complex; nucleus. The transcript has 4 exons. The coding region runs from base 164 to 1567 and encodes 467 amino acids. The record is from RefSeq and is a predicted model, not a curated record. Gene Ontology annotation, biological process: regulation of transcription by RNA polymerase II. NCBI's taxonomy places the organism in Eukaryota, Metazoa, Arthropoda, Insecta, Hemiptera, Aphididae.
UUUUUGGCGCUCAGUGUACACCCAGACACGCUGAUCGGCGGACCUCCGUAAACACAAAGUCUACGUUAAAUUUUCGAAAAACAACGUUACGUAACAACAAAUACGUACUCUGGAGUUUUCAAUUUUUUUAUUUCACUCGUUGAAGUUUCAACAAAAAAUAACCAUGAAAAUAGAUGUAGCGAAAUUAAUAAAUGAAAUCAGCAAACACCCAGAGAUCUAUAAUCCAGAUCACAAAGAUUUUUCUAAUAAAGAAAUAAGGAACAAAAUUUUUAAUACCGUCAUCAAUAAAGAUAUGAAUGGUAUAAAAGGCGAAAUUCUGCAGCGCAAGUGGGACCAAAUAUUAAACAAGUAUGCUAAUUUUAUUAGAAAACUGAGCAACGACGAUUCGUCUGAAAGGGUUUUGGAACGAUUCAUGAAAUGGCCGUGGACGAAGCCUAUGCGUAUCUUUAAACCAUAUGUUCGCAAACAAUUCCAAAUACCUGAAUUCCAAUCCGCGACACAGCUGAUACCUGACAUGGACAUAGACAUGGACAUGCCGCACAUCCCGAUAUCGGCUCUUCAGCCUUUGCACACGAUACCCAUUAUAAACGGACUGUCUGGUGACGACGCGACGUCUGGCUCCGAAUUUCCGUUCCCGCUACCCACUGGGCAGGGGUUGGUGCGGGGUAACGGUCCCGCCGGACAGGAGAUGGCAGUUCAAUAUGCACAUUCACUGCCGGCACCGACGACCUACGAAGGGUUUUCGAACGUGAUCGAGACACCAGCCACUCCAAGACCCGCAGUCACCCAACUCACUCACCCGAUACCGGAGCCUAGUCUUGAGAUACAACACGGGAGUGCGGUGCAGAUCAUGGAAAUCCCGGGCAUGUCUAAUUUUGAGUUUAUGGGCUCCGAUAUCUUGCGGCCAAUACCACAGUCACGAUUGCCGCAGUUUUUGCAGGAAAAUAUGAACGGCAUCAGGUCGCCGUCGUCGUCGGCACGUAGUUCCACUGACGAUGAUGAUGGUUACAACCAUCUGGGGAGGAGUAUCACAGCCGCCAUGAUUCAAGACAUUCGAAGGAUGAUAACUAUCGGUCGGUUUCCCGAUGACGAUGAAGACAACGAUGACGAUGAGGAGGACGAUGACGACGAAAGCGCAGCAGAUGACGAGAUCGCGACUGACGAGGAGACGGAGUCGACAGUAGAUGAUGGGCCGUCCAGUGCCAAAAAAAUACGGCGACAGGAUCAGUCCGUCGAAGACAGCGACAAAGGUAAAAAAGGCUGCAAAGGAGCUAACGGUGAUACAAGCCACACGGGAGACGACGAAGACGAUGGUCAGUCGGACGUUCUACCUGAUCUGCCACAGCCCAAGCCGGUGAUCAAGAGAGGACCGUCGGAUUUCAGUGCGCAGGAGCACAUAUUUCUCGCCUGGGCCAAGACGAUGAGCACAUUUACGGCCAAACGACAGGCUACAAUUAAAAUGCAAAUCAACAAAAUUAUGUCUGAGGCUGAAUUCGAAGAUUUGGACGACGAGUUUUUUGCAGCCAACAGAAAGCCCCGGCGGCCUAUUUACACUUCGCGCUAUUGAAUAAAACGUUUGUUGUAUUCUGAUCAGAAGUUGAGGCCUCAGAUGUAUUUUUGCGGAACUCUCUCCAACAACAUUCUAUCACUGAAGAUUGCAGCGCUACGCACUUUUCCUUAAUAUAAAUUAUAAUUAUUACUAUAGGGUUUACGUAUUUAUCAAUCGUGCAUUUGCGCGUGUUUAUUAUAAAUUAAUUUCUUUAUUCGUUUCGGUGUUACGGUUUACUAUUAAUAACAAAAUGUACCUAAUAAAAAAAAAUAUAUCUAAUAAUAAAUGUAUAGGUAAUAGAAAUAAUUAUUAUACCUACGUUUAAAUUUAAGUUGAAUUGUGUUGGAACAAUGGAACCAGUGCCGCAACUAAAUUGUUUCGAAAAAGGGUAAUUUAACCAUCGAAGUAUCCAACAUCAGUACCUAACCUAGUUAAAUGUCGAGACUUCGAGAAAUAAAGAAUUUGUUGAUAGGUACCUAUCAAAUAAAAAAAAAUACUCGCACUUAGAUUGAGACUCAAUCCAAUUGAUUAAUAGAAGAUUAAUUAUUUUAACAAAACUUCCAAAACAGGAAUCAUUCCUAGUUAUGUACCUAUCUAUUACAUAACUUUACAAAAUAGUGAAUUUCACAAACUAUAAACAUAGUCGCAUAAAAUAUCGAAAUUACCUACUUAUGUAUUAAACAAAUUUCAUUUUUUCUAGUUUUUAGACUAGACAAAUAUUGAAUAAUUCCUCUUAUAUUUAUUUCUGAAGUUCGUCUAAAUUGUAAAAAGAUGUCUGAAAGUCGAUUUGACACCAAGAGAAUCUAAAAUAGUUUUUUUUUUAACAAUUUCUUAUAUAGUCAUGUUAUAAACCUCUUCGAUGACACUGUAGCAACUGGACUAGUUAAAAAUAUUAAUUUACAAGCUGCCAAUAUUUUGGAUUAAGCUAUUGCAUUUUGUUUUUAAUGAAAAAGAAAUCACCAAGUAAACAUAGUACAUUAAUAAUUAAUACCAUGUAAAAUAUAAAUAAUUAGAUUUUGAUAAUAUCUCAAUGAAUUGCCUUGGUUGCCGUACUGGUUGAUGUAUAGAUAUAGUAUAGUGUAUACCCAUAUGGUGUUGUUGUACUGUGCUCAAGAAAUAUACUAUUGUUUGGACGAUUAAGAGCUUAUAAGACAUCAGUACAAAAAUAUUCAAUCAUAUUAUACAAAUUAUUAUAACUUUUAAUUAUAAUAACUAUAGUAUUUAAUACACAACUUUAUUGAUGUAUUAGUAAAUAUACACAUUGAAUAUUGUAGCUGUUAGAACUUAAGUGUGUUUUUCAUAUAUGGCUGAAAUUAUUAAUUUGUUAAAUUGGUAUGCCAUUAAGAUUCUUCAUAAAUUACAAUUGUCAUUAUUCAUAAUUAAAAAUUACAGAAAAAUGAAACUGGAAUGAGAAUCUAAAACACUAUUAUACUUAUAACCCCAUUUUUGUUAUUGCCAAUAGGUAUUAAAUUAUAUUUAUAAAAUGAAAUGCUGAAGGGUUAGGUACAAGGAGGGAAUGUUAUAUUAAUAAAUAUUUAACUUAUUACAUAUUUUAAAAUGUUGAUACAUAAAAAAAUUCAAAAAUCUGCUAUUAUUAUUAUCUGUUAAAUAUUAGAC